AUGGCGGACUCGCCGGCACCCAAGAAGGCCGCCAAGAAGUCCAGCAGCAAGCAGCAGGCCCCGGAGCAGCCGCCACCGCCCUUCAAGCCCGGCAAGGUCACCACCUAUGACCGACAAGUUGUGGACUACGUGCGCUGCGCCACGGCAAAGAACAUCUGGUACUACCGGGACCGCAUGAGCUCGCCGCGCGGCCCCUGCAGCUUGCCGGUUCUGCGCGAGGCCUGGACGCAAGGCGUCAUCGACGAGAACACGCUAGUGUGGGGCCAGGGCCUGGCCGACUGGCUGCCCAUCAGGAAUGUGCGCACGCUGGUGCCGCAGAUCCGCACGGUUGAAGUGCAAAUAGCAACCUGGGUGAAGAAGCAGUUUGCGCUGAAGCCUGCUCUGUCGCGCGCGCGGUGA
Messenger RNA from Chlorella variabilis, 399 nucleotides. RefSeq lists its product as hypothetical. The record is from RefSeq and is a predicted model, not a curated record. Lineage: Eukaryota; Viridiplantae; Chlorophyta; Trebouxiophyceae; Chlorellales; Chlorellaceae. Bases 1 to 399 code for a protein of 132 amino acids. The transcript has 4 exons.